Messenger RNA from Cotesia congregata, 489 nucleotides. Lineage: Eukaryota; Metazoa; Arthropoda; Insecta; Hymenoptera; Braconidae. The record is from the annotation of a GenBank genome assembly.
AUGUUUAUUACUACACUAAUGUACAUUUUUAACUGUGAAAUUUGUCAUUACCAGGGAAGCGUGCGUGGUAUACCUGAUUCGUGGGUAGCAAUUUCGACAUGUUAUGGAUUGAAAGGUGUAAUUUUCGACGGAGAAAACAUGCACCACAUUCAUCCUGAAUAUGAAACUAUAGAAUCUAAUCAUUAUUUAUAUAAACACAGUGACUUAUUAAACAAUUACACUUGUGGUUACAAAGGGAACCAUGACGCUACUUCACAUUUAAAUCAUUUACGUGAAAAAAGAGCCACUGAAGCAGUUCGAGGUCCUUACAAUGCUAACCGUCAAUCUCGUUACGUUGAGUUAGUACUUGUUAUCGACAAAAAAGAAUACACGGCGCUAGGUCAAGAUCUUCAGAAAGUUUACCAUCACUGCAAGGAUAUCGCAAAUAUUAUUAAUGCUUUUAAUUUGUUUAAAUUUGAAGCUCAACAAUUGCCCAAGUUCAAAACAUAG